GCGGCGGCCCCGGGCGGCCGAGGCUCGGGCGGGGCGGCGGGUGAGGCUGGCAGGCGGCCUCGGCAGCGCGGGGAGAGCGGCGCCGCGGGGUGGGCGCUCCCGGCGAGAGGAGUCCGCUCCAUGCUUGCGGGCCGAGCCCGGCCCCUGCGAGCCGCAGACAUGAAGAAAGACGUGCGGAUCCUGCUGGUGGGAGAACCUAGAGUUGGGAAGACAUCACUGAUUAUGUCUCUGGUUAGUGAAGAAUUCCCAGAAGAGGUUCCUCCCCGGGCAGAAGAAAUCACCAUUCCAGCUGAUGUCACCCCCGAGAGAGUUCCGACACACAUUGUAGAUUACUCAGAAGCAGAACAGAGUGAUGAACAACUUCAUCAAGAAAUAUCACAGGCUAAUGUCAUCUGCAUAGUUUAUGCUGUUAACAACAAGCAUUCUAUUGAUAAGGUAACAAGUCGAUGGAUUCCUCUCAUAAAUGAAAGAACAGACAAAGACAGCAGGCUGCCUUUAAUAUUGGUUGGGAACAAAUCUGAUCUGGUGGACUAUAGUAGUAUGGAGACCAUUCUUCCUAUUAUGAACCAGUACACAGAAAUAGAAACCUGUGUGGAGUGUUCAGCAAAAAAUCUGAAGAACAUAUCAGAGCUCUUUUAUUAUGCACAGAAAGCUGUUCUUCAUCCUACAGGGCCCUUGUACUGCCCAGAGGAGAAAGAGAUGAAACCAGCCUGUAUAAAAGCCCUUACUCGUAUAUUUAAAAUAUCUGAUCAAGAUAAUGAUGGUACUCUCAAUGAUGCUGAACUCAACUUCUUUCAGAGAAUUUGUUUCAACACUCCAUUAGCUCCUCAAGCUCUGGAAGAUGUCAAGAAUGUAGUCAGGAAACACAUAAGUGAUGGUGUGGCUGAUAGUGGAUUGACACUAAAAGGUUUUCUUUUUUUACACACACUUUUUAUCCAGAGAGGGAGACAUGAAACUACUUGGACUGUGCUUCGACGAUUUGGUUAUGAUGAUGAUCUGGACUUGACACCUGAGUAUUUAUUCCCCUUGCUAAAAAUACCUCCUGAUUGCACUACUGAAUUAAAUCAUCAUGCAUAUUUGUUUCUCCAAAGCACCUUUGACAAGCAUGAUUUGGAUAGAGACUGUGCGUUGUCACCUGAUGAGCUUAAAGAUUUGUUUCAAGUUUUCCCUUACAUACCUUGGGGGCCAGAUGUGAAUAACACAGUUUGUACAAAUGAAAGAGGCUGGAUAACCUACCAGGGAUUCCUUUCCCAGUGGACGCUCACGACCUAUUUAGACGUACAGCGGUGCCUGGAGUAUUUGGGCUAUCUAGGCUAUUCAAUAUUGACUGAACAGGAGUCUCAGGCUUCAGCCAUUACAGUAACGAGAGAUAAAAAGAUAGACCUUCAGAAAAAACAGACUCAAAGAAAUGUGUUCAGAUGUAAUGUAAUUGGGAUGAAAAACUGUGGGAAAAGUGGAGUUCUUCAGGCUCUUCUUGGAAGAAACUUAUCGAGGCAGAAGAAAAUUCGUGAUGAUCAUAAAUCCUACUAUGCGAUUAACACUGUUUAUGUGUAUGGACAAGAGAAAUACUUGUUGUUGCAUGAUAUCUCAGAAUCGGAAUUUCUAACUGAGGCUGAGAUCGUUUGUGAUGUUGUGUGCCUGGUUUAUGACGUCAGUAACCCAAAAUCCUUUGAAUACUGUGCCAGGAUUUUUAAGCAACACUUUAUGGACAGCAGAAUACCUUGCCUAAUCAUAGCUGCAAAGUCAGACCUGCAUGAAGUUAAACAAGAAUAUAGUAUUUCACCUGCUGAUUUCUGCAGGAAACACAAAAUGCCUCCACCACAAGCCUUUACUUGCAAUACUGCUGAUGCACCCAGUAAAGAUAUCUUUGUUAAAUUGACAACAAUGGCCAUGUACCCAGAGGAUCAAUACAGAGACAGACUCUCCCGAGACAUGGGCAACACUGAUAGAAUAGAGAAUUUGAGAAAAAUCUGGGUCUUUCUAAAAACUGCUUUCCAUGCCCGGUUACGCUGUAUGUGCACCUGCAACAGGUGUACAUUUUGCAUCUGUCAGAACUUCCUCAACUCAGACUUGCUGCAAUCUGUAAAGAACAAAAUCUUCACUGCAGUUCUUAACAGGCACGUGACACAAGCUGACCUCAAGAGCUCCACGUUUUGGCUUCGAGCAAGUUUUGGUGCUACUGUUUUUGCAGUUUUGGGCUUUGCUAUGUACAAAGCGUUAUUGAAACAGCGAUGAUUUAAAAAAAAAUACUGGCCCUACCAAAAAACAAAUACUUUUAUGUACAUUCUGAAUGCUUUAAAUUCUGCUAGAAAUAUUGAGAUAUUUAUACAUGCAGAGUUACUUUAUUAAUAUUUGUAAUUCAUGCAUAAGAGUAUUUUAAUGAUAGUUAUAACUGCAGUAUUGGCUAGCGUAUGGAAAGAAACAGCUUAACAGCCAAACUAAAAUGGCUAAAUUUCAGAGGCCAAAAGGGAAUAUUUUGUAAAUAAUGUACAUACUGAGGCAAGAUAUGGUCUCCCAAACUGAGUUCUAGAAAAGAUGUUUCUAGACGUUUCUACAUGGUAUUGUUAGUGCUCAGUGGGCUCACUCUCCUAGGUUUAAGUCAGCUCAGAGAUUGUAUUUACUCACGGAUCACUUAUUUAUUUCACAUUCUCUCAGAAUGAUCUUUGGGUUCUUUAAGUACAUGAGGCACAGUUUGCCAUUUUCUCUGCGUUUUUAAAAACAAACAAGUCGGUGUCAGCUUACCAACACAACUUGCAGUCACUCAUGGUAGGCCAGCCGCGGAGCCGCCCUGCAGUCUAGAAAAUUGCAUAGCUGAGUGUGAGGCUCUCCUUUAAGGAAGGAGCAAGCUAAAGGCAAUCAGAGGCCUUACCAUGUGAUUAUGUUGCCUCCUUUGUCAGUAUGUUGGAUUUUAUAGCCCUUCCAACUAAAUGAGAAAAAAAGAUUUGUAUAUUAUCAAUGUUUUUAGUUGAAAUAAACAGUCACCAUUACUACUUCCCGAAGUGUAAAUCUGUGUAUAAUGGCUGUGUCUAUCAUCGUACGUUACAGCAGCUGCACGUGUCCUGAAGUGUUCUGUAUCUGGCUAGGAUAACCUAGAAGCAGCACUUUUUUUAAUGGUAAAAUAAAUCUAAUGAAUAUAAACUCUCAUGAUAAACCUAUUUUUUCCAUCAUUGACCUUUUCAAGUAUUUAAAUAAAUAACUGCUGUGUACUGUGA
Molecule: messenger RNA, 3212 nt
Organism: Diceros bicornis minor
Lineage: Eukaryota; Metazoa; Chordata; Mammalia; Perissodactyla; Rhinocerotidae
Gene: RHOT1
Product: ras homolog family member T1
Exons: 21
Coding region: 121-2235 (704 amino acids)
Biological process (GO): mitochondrion organization; small GTPase-mediated signal transduction
Cellular component (GO): mitochondrial outer membrane
Molecular function (GO): GTP binding; GTPase activity; calcium ion binding
Source: RefSeq, a predicted model, not a curated record